Messenger RNA from Myzus persicae (green peach aphid), 2950 nucleotides. It is a transcript of the gene Cka, whose product is annotated as striatin-3. NCBI's taxonomy places the organism in Eukaryota, Metazoa, Arthropoda, Insecta, Hemiptera, Aphididae. Bases 483 to 2723 code for a protein of 746 amino acids. The transcript is spliced from 13 exons. Gene Ontology annotation, molecular function: protein binding. The record is from RefSeq and is a predicted model, not a curated record.
AUCAGUAUUUUUAUUAUUAUUAUUAUUAUUAUUAUUAUAAUAUUAAAUUAUUUUGUCGUGUUUGAACGCCACACAGAGGCGAAUUCCCGUCUUGUCCGGUCCGACCGAUUUCGUUUACUAGUUACCUGCGCUCGCGAUCGUCGGCGAAUCGAAACCGGGAACGGUAUAAUAAAGUGCGUCUCCGCAGUUGAAUAAAAAAAAAAACAAUUUUUUUUUAAAUUCGUAAACAAAUCACAGUACUAAACAAAAUUUCAGAAAUAACAGACGACGAAUUCCGAUCGAUUGACGAACGCCGACGUAUCCGGGAUCUACACGAUUAUCAUACCCAUUUGUCCAUAUUAUUAUUAUUAUAUAUGUAUAAUAACACAUAGGGGAUAACAACAUCAAUGUUUUAGUCGCGUACGGCGGUACCGUUGUUAUUGUUUUCGGGGCGUGUGUGUGUGUGUGUGUGCGCGCGCGUUCAGCGGUGCGAUGGCGUUUAGAUGAGGGGUCCACUAACGCCGUUUAGUUUGCCGGCAAUGAAUAAUAUGGAAGAGGGGUACAACGGCGGCAAGCCGGGCCAACAGCAACAGCAGCCGGGCGGCGGUUUUGGGCAGAAGGGCGACAACGGCGACGGUGGUGGCGUCAACAACAAGGUGAAGUACACGAUGCCCGGCGUGUUGCACUUCAUACAGCACGAGUGGUCCAACUUCGAGCUGGAGCGGUCCCACUGGGAGAUCGACAGGGCCGAGUUGCAGGCGAGAAUUGCAUUUCUUCAGGGUGAAAGAAAAGGUCAAGACAAUCUGAAAAAUGAUUUAAUUCGUCGAAUUCAAAUGUUAGAACAUGCGCUACGAGCUGAAAGAGCAAAAUAUCAUAAACUAAAAUAUGGCACAGAAAUUCCACAAUCCGAAAUGCAACUACCUUCUGCUUCUUCGAGUGCACAAGAUGAAUAUUCUUCUAUACCAGAAGUUGGUGCAGAUAGUGAAGCCCCUUUAUCAUCAGUCUCAAAUGUCAGUUGGAAACAAGGCAGGCAACUACUUAGAGAAUAUCUACAUGAAAUUGGGUAUACGGAUACAAUAAUUGAUGUUCGGUCAUCACGUGUUCGAAAUCUUUUAGGUCUGAAUAAUAAUAACAAUUUGAGUGGUAUAGAACAAGGGCAAAGCGAUAAUAAUCAGAUUAAUGGUAACAACUACAAUAAACGUUUUAGCGACAAUCAAGGCCAAUGUUCCCCUACCAAGCGAACACAGCAGCAACAACAGCAACAAAACCAAAAAAAAUUACUAGAUGUUGAAUCAGCUGUCAUGGCAAAUUUUGAGUUUUUAUCUGAAAUGCGUAGCACAAGUGAUUCUGGAGAUGUAGAUAUGGAUGAUGAUGGUGUUGAUGAUGAUGAUGAUGAUGAUGAUGAAGAUGAUGAUGAAAUGGGGAUGGCGGAUGAUGUCAUUGAUAUGACAUCUAUUUGUAAAUUUGGCCCUGAUGAUGUAGAUGCAGAGGCUGAAGAAGUUGUAAAUGAGCUACAAUUAUUGACAGAAGAUAUUAGUAACAAAGAAAAUGAACAAAAUGACUGGAAAGUUUCAAAUAGAGAUGUGUUUAACAAGAAUUCAAAUAAUGCUAAUUGGAUAAAAAAUGAACCAGUUGAAAUGGUUGAUGGCAAUAUGGAUUUAGCUUUAGGGUUAGGAGAAUUGGCGCAACUUACUGUAAAUAAUGAAUCAGAGACUAAUGCAGAUAUUAUUGAUAUGAAAACUGCAUCAAGAAAGACAUGGAAUGCUAAGUACACUCUACGUAGUCAUUUUGAUGGUGUUCGUGCUUUGGCUUUUCAUCCAACUGAAUCUAUUUUAAUAACUGCUAGUGAAGAUCAUACUAUGAAGCUUUGGAAUUUGCAAAAAACCAUUGCUCCUAAAAAAUCAGCAUCUUUAGAUGUAGAGCCAUUAUAUACAUUUAGAAGCCAUACUGGACCAGUAUUUUGUUUGGCUAUCAGUAAAAAUGGUGAACACUGUUACAGUGGUGGUUUGGAUAAUGUAAUCAAAGUUUGGUCAAUGCCAUCAGCUAAUAUAGAUCCCUAUGAUUCUUAUGAUAAAAACAUACUGAUUAAUAACCUAGAAGGCCAUGAAGAUGCUGUGUGGGGAAUUUCAGUUCAUCAUAACCGUUCAGAGUUAUUAUCAUGUUCAGCUGAUGGUUCAGUUAAACUUUGGUCACCAACCAAUCUCAAGACACCAUGUUUGUCGUCUUAUGUUUCUGAUCAAGAUGAAAUUCCUACUUCAGUCGAUUAUGUCAGAGAUGUUGAAGGUCAAUUUGUCGCAUCAUAUAAUUCAUCUCAUUGUGUUAUUUAUGAUAUUGAAACCAAGAGUCCUAUAACUCGAUUAGAAUGCUCAAAGGAUCCAACUGAAAUGGCAACUCAGCUAAUUCAUCGGGUUAAAUGCCACCCAACAUUACCUCUAACUAUUACAGCACACGAUGACCAUCAUAUUCGUUUCUUUGAUAACAAUACUGGCAAAAUGGUUCAUUCUAUGGUUGCCCACUUAGACGCUGUUACUAGCUUGGCAGUGGAUCCUAAUGGCCUAUAUUUAUUAUCUGGAAGUCAUGACUCAUCCAUUAGAAUAUGGAAUUUAGAAAGUAAAACUUGUGUACAAGAAAUCACUGCACAUCGAAAAAAGUUAGAUGAAUCUAUAUUAGAUGUUGCGUUUCAUCCAUCUGAAGCAUAUAUUGCCAGUGCUGGAGCUGACAGCCUAGUCAAAGUAUUUGUAUAGGUACAGUAAAUGUAAAAUAUAAAUUAGUAAGACACUCAGUUAAUUGUAUCUUGGUGUCUUUUGUUUGACCGACUUUUGAUCAAAUCCAUCAUUGUAGUGUUUUGCAGUAAUCAUGAUUUAUUAAGUUGAAUUAUUACUUUUUCUUUUGAAAUUGUUUUAUUAUAUUCAUUUUUUUCUAAAACUAAACAUUUAAAAAUUUUGUGCAUAACUUAUUAAGUUUCUGUGAU